Messenger RNA from Thamnophis elegans (Western terrestrial garter snake), 2643 nucleotides. RefSeq names its product membrane frizzled-related protein (gene MFRP). The record is from RefSeq and is a predicted model, not a curated record. Gene Ontology annotation, molecular function: protein binding. The transcript has 14 exons. Lineage: Eukaryota; Metazoa; Chordata; Lepidosauria; Squamata; Natricidae. The coding region runs from base 1 to 2031 and encodes 676 amino acids.
AUGCCGCAGGAAGGGGGAACAUGUGGCAGCCCCAGGCAGGCGGGGAUCCUCUCCACGUAUCCCCCAGCCUCCUUCCUGGCCAUGAAGGACUUCACCAAGAUCGACUUUCACCCAAAGGUGCAGAAUCAAAACCAGGAGACGGUCAUCUUGUCUUUGCCAUCGAAUUUGCUGAUGGAGUUCUCCAACCCCGUGUUUGAGGAGGACGCCGAGAAGCUGACCCAGAACCAGCCGGAGGAGGAGAAGGGCAGAGAUGCCAAACUCACCGCCAAUGGAUUUGCUCAACAAGUGCAAGAGGAAGCCAGCAAGAAAUUCAAGCCAGACUGCAAAUUCUCCUGGCUUUGUGUGACCGUCCUGAGCCUUCUCCUCCUCCUCCUCCUGGCCUUGCUCGUGGGCAUCCUAGUCACCUACCUGUGUGGAGGUGAACUUGGAGGCCCCGGGGGCACCUUCAGCUCUCCCAACUACCCCAAUCCCUACCCGCAUAAUGCCCUCUGCUACUGGCACAUCCAAGUGAAGUUGGGGAUGGUGAUUCAGCUGAAAAUAGAAACCAUGGAUGUGGAGGCCUCCGAACUGUGCUUCUACGACUGGCUGGAGAUCUACAAGGAGUCGGAUAAUCUCUCACUUUGGGACAGGAGCACCAGCUUCACCAGUGAAUUGGAUAAGAGCAAUGCAGAAAAACAUAUCCUGUAUGAAAUAUCGCUCCAGGGGGAAGUGGGGGUGGUGGACAGCUCCUUGAUCCUUUGCUUAUGUGGUGACUUUUGCAGGUAUUGUGGCACUGUAGCUCCAGCGACUAUCAACACCAACUCUAACCAGAUUGUAGUUGGUUUUGUGUCCGAUGAUAAUGUUGCUCCCUCGGGCUUCACGGCGAGGUACCGAGCCAUCCUCCCCAGUGAAAGUAAGUUCCAGCUGUUUCCUGACUACAUUUCCCAAAGUAUCUCAAAAAAGAAGGGAGCCAAGAAGCGGUAUAUAAGUCGAACUGCUAUGGCUAUAAUUGCAACCAGUUCUGAGGUAGACUGGAUUUGCUCUGAACCUUUAAUUCUAUUUAUUCCAGAGAACUGCUCCUGGGACGAAUUCUUCUGUGACCAGGGACUUUGCCUCUUCCCAGCCUUUGUGUGCGAUGGUCACCAGGAUUGCCUGGACAAUAGAGAUGAAGCCAAUUGUAGUGCCAAGCAUACAGGUUGUGGUGGGACCUUGACCAGCUUGGAGGGACAGUUCUUCUCCCCAAACUACCCCAAACCAUACCCACACCUACAGAUUUGUCUCUGGCACAUCUCCGUCCCUGUGGACCACGUGAUCCAAUUGCAAUUCUACAACUUCAGCCUCGAGUCCCACAAAGACUGCAAUUUCGACUUUGUGGAGGUCUACGACAGUGCCGCCAUGGGGGCCGGCAGCCUCAUGGGUCGGUUCUGCAACUCCAAUCCGCCUCCAGUGUUGACUUCAUCCCAACACGUCAUGACCAUCCUGUUUGUGGCUGACGAGGAGAUUGUGGAUGAUGGGUUCUUUGCUGUCUACCGUGCCCACAACCUGAGUGAAAGUAGGAAUGGCGAGUGUGUGGCCCAGGAGUUUGUGUGUGACAGCUGGAGGAACUGUCCGGAUGGAAGUGACGAAGUCAACUGUACCAGCAUUUCUUCCACCUCAGUGGCAGAGGCCGCCUGCGAACCGAUAAAGAUAGAAAUGUGCCAAGGUCUCAGCUACAAUUCCACCUCCUUCCCCAACAUCUGGCUGAUGAUCCCCCAUCAGCAGAAUGCUGAGGAGCUGCUUCAAGACUACAUGGUGAGGCUCAGGGCAGUCCGGCCCUCUCUUUUUCAGGUGCUGCGGGAUCUCAGGUGCUACCCGUUCCUGCGCUUGCUGAUCUGCAGCCUCGUCGUCCCCAAGUGCAUCCCGGGAGGGGGCACCUUGCAGCCCUGUCGCUCCGUGUGCCUGGGGGCGGAGGAGCACUGCCGGAAUCCCCUGGCCCACUUGGACAUCCUCUGGCCCUUGAACUGCAACAUCCUGCCCGACUCCGCCAACCCUCUGAAGUGCUUCUUACCUUGAGGAGCCCCCCACCCCGUGCCCAGUGCCCAGACGAGGAGGAAGGGAGGGAGGACCAAUUGGAGGCAGCCAGGAGAAGUCCCAGUCCAUAAGAUCCUUUGAUCCGUUCAUCUCGCAGGGAGCCUUUACCGGUUGAGCUCGAAAAUAUCUCCGGGGAAUUCCUCCUCCGUUGAGUCUCCUUCUGGGCUCCACUUCUGUCUCUGUCGAAUUAUAGAUUGCAAACAGAUCGAGGGAUCUCUCUGUCCUGGAAUUCUAGGUCGUGAAGUUGGAAGGGAUCUCAAAGGUCAUCUAACCUAACUUCCACUAAGUCAUCUCUGACAGAUCACCAUUCGAGGUCUGAAGAUCUGCGGCCAUGGAAAGCUCAACACUUCAUUGGCCAGCCUUCUACCCUUAGCUGAGGGUUGCGCAAUCGGAACGUCCCUCUUCAUCUCAACUCCCACGGAUUCUGCAGGCAGAUCUGUGAACUAAAAACUAGGACUGUGGUGGAGAACCAAUGGCACGCGUGUCCAAAGUGUCCCGUGAAGCCAUGUUGGCUGGCAUGCGCAGAGUUGCCCGAUCCUCCUCCUGGUUCCUGACACGCAUGCGCAUGUGAUGAUCAGCUGAUUUUUGCACACA